Molecule: messenger RNA, 2253 nt
Organism: Globicephala melas (long-finned pilot whale)
Lineage: Eukaryota; Metazoa; Chordata; Mammalia; Artiodactyla; Delphinidae
Gene: SUOX
Product: sulfite oxidase
Biological process (GO): sulfur compound metabolic process
Cellular component (GO): mitochondrion
Molecular function (GO): sulfite oxidase activity; molybdopterin cofactor binding; molybdenum ion binding
Source: RefSeq, a predicted model, not a curated record
GGCCCCGCCCCUUCGCCGGCAGCCGCUGGGCGCUGAGCGGGUAAAAGAGACACUGCGGACGCCGAGCUGGGUCUGCCGUAAUGCUGCUGCUGCACAGAACUGUGGUCCCAGGGCUCCGACAGGCCUACAGACUCAAGUCAGCCCCUUCAAGGCUCUGCAUUCGGGCCUGCUCUACGAAUGAUUCAUUUCAGCCACAGUGCUCCAGCCAUGCCAUCUCUGGUGAUAACUCCAGCACCAGGGGAUGGAGAGUAAUGGGGACUCUUCUAGGGCUUGGUGCAGUGUUGGCCUAUCAUGACCACCGGUGCAGGGCUGCUGAGGAAUCACCACGCCUAUACACGAGGGAGGAAGUGAGAUCCCACAGCAGCCCUGAGACUGGGAUCUGGGUGACUUUGGGCUCUGAGGUCUUUGAUGUCACAGAAUUUGUGGACCUACACCCAGGGGGUCCAUCAAAGCUGAUGCUAGCAGCCGGGGGUCCUCUAGAGCCCUUCUGGGCCCUCUAUGCUGUUCACAACCAGUCCCACGUGCGAGAGAUACUGGCUCAGUACAAGAUUGGGGAGCUGAGCCCCGAUGACAAGGCAGCCUCCAUCUUGAAGACCUCUGACCCUUAUGCUGAUGAUCCUAUACGUCACCCAGCCCUGAAGGUCAACAGCCAGCGCCCCUUUAAUGCGGAGCCCCCCCCUGAGCUGCUGACAGAAAACUACAUCACACCCAACCCUAUCUUCUUCACCCGGAAUCAUUUGCCUGUACCUAACCUUGACCCAGACACCUAUCGCCUACAUGUAGUAGGGCCACCUGGGGGUCAGUCACUGUGCCUAUCCCUGGAUGACUUGUACCAGUUCCCCAAGCACGAGAUCACUGUCACUCUGCAGUGUGCUGGCAACCGGCGGUCUGAGAUGACUCGGUUCAAAGAAGUAAGAGGUCUGGAGUGGAGUGCAGGGGCCAUUAGCACUGCACGCUGGGCUGGGGCACGGCUCUGUGAUGUGUUAGCCCAGGCUGGUCACCAGCUCUCUGAAACUGAGGCCCAUGUCUGCUUUGAGGGACUGGACUCAGACCCCACAGGGACUGCCUAUGGAGCAUCCAUCCCCCUGGCUCGGGCCAUGGACCCUGAAGCUGAGGUCCUGUUGGCAUAUGAGAUGAAUGGGCAGCCUCUGCCUCGUGACCAUGGCUUCCCUGUGCGGGUGGUGGUUCCUGGUGUGGUGGGUGCCCGCCAUGUCAAAUGGCUGGGCAAAGUGAGCGUGGAACCAGAGGAAAGUUACAGCCACUGGCAGCGGCGGGACUACAAAGGCUUCUCUCCAUCUGUGGACUGGGACACUGUAGAUUUUGACUCGGCUCCAUCUAUUCAGGAACUUCCUGUCCAGUCAGCCAUCACACAGCCCAAAGAUGGGGAGACAAUAGAGUCAGGGGAGGUGACUGUCAAAGGCUAUGCAUGGAGUGGUGGAGGAAGAGCUGUGGUCAGGGUGGAUGUGUCUCUGGAUGGGGGCCUAACCUGGCAGGUGGCUGAGCUGGAUGGAGAGGAACAGCGUGCCCGAAAGGCCUGGGCCUGGCGGCUAUGGCAGCUGCAAGCCCCUGUGCCAGCUGGGAAAAAAGAAUUGAACAUCGUUUGUAAGGCUGUAGAUGACAGCUACAAUGUUCAGCCAGACACAGUGGCCCCAAUCUGGAACCUGCGAGGCGUGCUCAGCAAUGCCUGGCACCGUGUCCAUGUCCAUGUUGCUCCAUGAGAAAGUGAAAUGGAACCAUCUACUCUCCAGAACCACCUUCUAAACCCCUUUCCACACCCAUCCCUUGGCCUCAUUACCACAAAAAAUCCUUCCCUCCACCUCUCCAUGUCUUGGAUCACAACCCUGACUAUGCCUUCUGAAGCCACACACAGGUACAUGCAUUGCACACUUCCACCCAGGCACCUGCUCCCCUUUGACUGGAGGUGUUACAUACCCCUCCUGGCCGCUGACCCAGUGCCUUAGAGGAGGUAAGAGCUGCUGGAGCAAAGGGCUAGAAGUAGGAAAAGUAAUUCUGGAAGUAAGUGCUAUUUUCUCUACCUACCCUAUCUCCAUUUCUAAUGACUGUCAGCACUGAGGCCUUAUUUUGCUUUUCUUCUUGGAUUCUUCAGAGAAUGUGUGAGGAUAUGUGUAAGAAAAGUGUAUAUGCAACUUUUUACUACGUCUCUAGGUUGCCAGGGGUCGUGAAGGGCGCAACUCUCUCCCUUUAUUGUUCCACUUUUCUAAAUACAUCAAUAAAAUAUCUGUUUCAGACUAC